CAUAAUACGGUGUAACAAUGUUUCGGUGUAUUGAAUGUUACGGUGUAACGAAUGAUGCGGUGUAACGAAUGUUACGGUGUAAUAAAUGUUACAUUGUAACAUUGCUACUCUAUAAGAUUUGUUACACAUUGCAUUAUUCCUAUGGUUUUUAUUAGCCUGGUUAGCCUGGCUUAAGCCAUGGUUCAUGGUUCACUGAACCAGGAUUGAACCACAAAGGGAGGCUUAAGCCGAACCAAGUUUAUAGGUGAACCUAGCCUAACCGGUUCAUUUGGGAACUCUGCUUGAGCAUUUAGGUAAAUCGCUCUGUACAAGUCUACCGCUAAUACAAUCCCUCUGAAGGGUGCAAGAUGAUCCGAGGGCUCUGUUCUAGCCUAGAAGUAGAUUUAUUCCGGCGUCACCGAAAUUCCCAUGCUCCUACAAAAUGUAUGGGGAAAAAUCAAAGCACACUAAGAAGACUGUCUCGAUCAGAGAACGCCACAUGUCAAUCAGCCACCACGUGGCAUGUGGAUUUGUCAAUACUAUAAAAUUUUAUUUAGUCAGAUACAUGUGCAAAAACACUUUAUAAAUGUCAAAUAGCAUUUAGAACCUAAAUUUCCAGAUUCUCCUUUGCCACGUGGUGACUGAUUGACAUCCUGCGUUCUACGCAUAAUUGUCCCAUGUCAUUUUUGGACGAUUCUGACCUUUUAUCAUUUUUAUGCUUAGUUUUACGUAUACUUUCAGCAAAACACAUAAAAUCUAGUACUUUGUAAAGGAUAUCAAUGAACACAACACCAAGUCUGUUUGUCCCAUCGUUUAACUCCUACGCAUAAUUGUCCCACCAAGUAUUUUCUAUCACGAAAUCAUUAGUUUUACAAAGCAUUUUAUCUUGUUCACCUAUAUACCUGCAAGAGGAUUAUAAAUAAGGGUGAUAAAAUGUAAACCGGGGUGAUUUGGGACAUAUAGGGCGAAUAGGGACUCACGGAACAAUUACGAAUCUGCUUCUAGGCAAGACCAGAGCCCUCGGAUCAUCUUGCACCCUUCAGAAGUAUUGUUCCCAAGACUAUCCCUUUGGACCCCAUGAUAUGCAAAAAUCGUCAUUUAUUAGCGGCAGACUUGUACAGAGCAAUUUACCUAAAUGCUCAAGUUUUACGGGUUAAUUCCCAUUUAAAGUUGUUCCUGUUCAAGGCUAUCCAGUUUUCAACCAAAUGGGCUGACAUUUGGGCUGGAGACCCCAUUUUGAGUAUUAUUUUGGGCAAUCUCAUAUAAUUUUUGAUUUAAGCAUUUUUACUAUUUUGACCCGGGCUAAAAUAUAUACUUACAUUUCCUGUCAUUCUCAAAAUGGAAAAAUCGAAUUCCUAAUCGAGGACCAAAUUCACUAUUUAGGACACAGUUUCACGAAAAUCGAAGAGGGAUCCGAACAGUUUUGAAUGAUAAAUUUCUUUUAUUCUACUUUGGCACCCAUUUUAAAGUCAUGGGGAAAAUACGUUGCUAAAAGCUCAUGUCCAAUCGUAAUUGUAACCUUUGAAAAUGCGGAAUACAAUGCAAAACGGUUUUUUUCAUGACAAUACAAAUUCAACUGGUUUUAGGGCGUUCUACAAUGCAAUGAAUCGAAAAAUAAAUCAUAAACAAAUCCAACUGAAAAGAGCGUUCUUAGCAUUGAAUGUACUAGUUGAAACAAUUGCAUCACAUGUCGACAAUGCUUUCGCUACCUAUUAUCAGCUUAAUGCAUUAUGGUAACCUUUGUCGUUUUAUUUUUUACAUUUUUGCUCGGAUCAUACAGGAAACGAAUGGACAACAGGGUAACGUAUCAGGAGCAGUCUCCGGAGUACCAUUACGCAUGCCACCACCCACCAGUGGCGGGAUCAACGAGCCCCAGGAAUGUCCCUACUGUCGACGAACGUUUUCCUGCUACUACUCACUCAAACGACACUUUCAAGACAAACACGAGCAGAGUGAUACUUUGUACGUGUGCGAAUUUUGUCACCGCCGCUACCGGACCAAAAACUCCUUGACGACGCACAAGAGCCUGCAGCACCGGGGCUCCAGUGGAAUGCUGAAAAGACUCCUCAAGACAUCCGCCAUCAAGAACGUUCUCGGUGGGGCAGGGGCGGUCGGCGUGGGUCCGAACAAUAACUCAGGUAUUCAUCACGGAGCUAGCCAUCCGCGGCCACACCUAUUUGACUUUGCCGCCGAGCUCGGUCAGCCACCACCAGGUAUCCAGUAAUUUCCCUACACAGGAUCUCUCGAACAUCUUCUUCGAGUAAGAUCCUUCUCUUCUGAUCCUGCUCAAGCUAAUACCAGCCAGCUAGCGUCAUCAACAGAUAGAGAGAAACAAACAAAACAAAAACAAACGCAUAUGCAGCUAAGUCAUCCAUUUUAGUGUAUACAAUUUUAGCAUAAGUAACUGGCAGUUUGUCAAUGUCUAAUAGUUGUCAAGUCUCACACACAUACAAACUCACACACAUCAAACACGUGCGGGAUCGUGAUCCCACGCAAGUGGUCCACCAGCAUAUCUAUAUGGGUUUAAUUUCUUGCUUUGGUUUCAUCUUAAGCGGAAUGAGUUGAAAUUAUUCGACACCUGUGUGAAAUGAAAAAUGUGCAAUAUAAUUAAUUGAUGAAAUCAAAACUCCAUUUUAAGUUUUAUCAAAAUUUGGUCCGUAGGAUAUUUUAUUAUUGUUUUUUAAUUAUUUUUUCCAGACCGAAAUCUUUCUCAAUAAUUUUUCUUCCUCAAGCCCCAGGGGUUCUGACCUAAUUUGAAAUAUCAUCUACUAGCGUUUUGUAAAGAUCGAUUAUCCGUUAAAAUUUUUGAAAGUUCGAUUUCCGAUAAUGUAUCAGCUGGAUUUAUUAUAUUUUAAAUAGUAGUUUAUGCAACAAGUUGAAAAAUAAAAGAUUUUUUCCCCACAAGUCGUACAUUUAUCCAACGAGGUUUAUCGAGUGAAACGUUUUAUCCCCGCUUGAAUGUUUUUUGAUGUCAAGAUAAGUAUCGGACUCCAAAACAGUAUCGAAAAAAAUAAAGCCACCCUAUCUAUCUUCAUAAAAGGUAAAAAAUCGUGCACUUUAAAAAAGCCAUAGCCAUUCAUUUUCUAAAACAUCCAUCAAUUAAUAUUUAAAAAAAAUAGCUAGACAAAAACUAACAUACGGGACAAACGAUCUUUGCAAACUGCUGGUAAAAAGGCAACUCCUGAGAGAGAAAAAAAAACAACAACAACAAAAAACUAUUAAAACAUUCACUGGCUUUCUGUAAACCGUACUUAGCAGCAGGCAUUCGUAAAACGCAGUAUGCUUUGCGUGUGUUGUUUCACCAUAAGCAAAAGCUGUGAACAAUUGAACCUUUUUCCAGGGCUAGUACAGGCUUAUCCAAGCAACCUGGCUUACCACGAAAGGACUGCAUUGUUUAAUUUCACAGUUUAGUUUCGAAACAGCACACCACACGAACCGGCAUUUCGUCGUUUUGGUCAAGCUGAGUGUCACACUUUCAAAACCUGUGUGCAAGCAACAUAUCAAUUGAUUAAGUUUGUUAUAAACACUCUCUAAUGCUGGUUCUCGGAUUGAAGUUACAGAACGACCUUGUUUACUUUCAACCGAUUCAAAUACACGUUUUAAAUUAAGAAUUCUUAAAAGAAAUGAAACUGUGAUUUGUACAUUUUAACAAAAAAAAGAUAAUUUUUAAUAUUACUUAUUUUGUCUAUCCCGACUGUAGAUGAAAGUAAUAGAAAAAACUAUAAAAUUAUUAAACUGAAAAGAACUGAUUAGAUCAUUAUUAACUAAAUUUUUAAAAGCAAGCGAAAUGGGUAGAAAACUUUUAAAGAAAAACAAAUCGGAAAUACUGUAAGUGAUUUUGGCUGCCAAAGAUACUUCUCGUUUGAAAAAAAAGUCACACUUUAGCACUUUCUUUUCGGAAUUAGACAAAAAAUAACACACCUGCACCCUCACAGAGCCAGAAAAGCCACAAACAAGUAAGUUGAACAGUCAAACGGCAUCGUGGAAACUCACAAAACAACUUUACACAGAAUGUGCCAUUCAAAUAGAUAUUAUACAGAACCAAUCCCAAAUUUGAAACAUUUUCUUCCCAAUUGUUUCCAGACACUGAAUGGACUCAUAAUCAUGGAAAACGCUUGCAGAAUCUUGUCAUGCAUGUGUAACAUCAGAAAAGAAGUUUUGAAAUUAGGCUACACGUUACUAACCAAAUUUCAAUUAAAUCACAUUAUAAUUUUUUUUUAUGCAAAAACUAUAGAACAGCAAUUUUUAAAAAGUUUUUGCGAGCGUUUUCAUGAAGUGUCUUCUGACACCUGCAGUUUCACAGCAAGGAUUUAAAUGAUUACGCCUCAACCUUAUCGAAAUCAUCCAGUUUAAAAAGAUCGGAUCUAAUGUGCCAAAACGCGAUGGUUGAAAUCUAACGAGAUUUGUAGGUAGAAAUCUUUAAAACUCUCCUGCGGUGAAACAAUCCAUUUAUGUAUGCCAAUAAAUCAGUUACUUCUCAUCUACAAUAAGAAACAUCCAGCAACAAAAACAACAGCAAACGUGUAUACAAACAUACAAUAGGUCCACUGCAAACGAGCACUAUUGUCACUAAAUGUUGUACUACGAAAGAGAAUCAUACAUCAUCAAAAUUAAUGAAAAUAUCUUUCAAAACAUAUCUCGGCUCAACUUUUACAUUUUUUACAAAACAAAGAAAUCAUAUUUUAAUAAAAGGUAAUAAAAUUUAAAUAAAACUCAGUAUUAUAACUUUUAAACUAAUGUUUUACAUUUAAAAGAUUUAAAGUGAAUCAAACAAAUUUAAAUAUAAAGUGUCAUUUAAUUUGAUAAAUAGAACUAAGCAAAAUACGAAUUUAUAAAUGUAAAAAUAAUUAAGAAAAAAAAAGAAUUAUUUAAAGACAGAAAAUUCAUAUGCUGAUAGUUUGUAGCUCUGUAAGACUCUGUUAAUUUUACAAGUUAUAUAGAUAAAAACACAGAAAGAUACGAAUCAAUACAGAAUUGACAAAAAACAUUGUGUCAAAGGACCGGUAAGCAAAAUUCAACAACAAACACACAAACUAGCUCAAUACAUUGUUUUCAUGAUAACACGAAGGGAGACAAUUUGUUUCUAAUCAAUCUUACGGCCGCUUGAGAUCCGUGGGUAACUGAACCUUUUCAAGAUUUAUUCUGGUAUAAUACGCAAUUGUAUUCCAGCCAGUGAAACACACACUCACACAUGUAUUACACAGCCAUUGCGUGAUUCUCUUUAUGUAAACCAGUGUAAAUGCGUUCAAUGUGUCACAAUGGAAGAGAUUCGUAAAGAUAAGCAUAGAAAUAAGAGUGAGACGAAUUGAAGGUUUAAUUAUAAUGGAGCAAUCUUAUUGUUAAGAUCAUAUUGUAAACAAAAUGUCGAAAACGAAUAAUUUGGAGCAAACACACACAUACACACACAAGGAUCAUGUAUUUGUUUUAGUCAAGAUCCAUGUUACAUUACACUUGAACACUUCCCAACUUAUUUCAUAAAAGAUUAAUUUUAAUUUCGUAAACGGGUUAUCAAAUUUAAACAUUACCGUUGCCAAGCAACAAGCCCUAUUGUAUUUCCAGGUAGUGAGUACACAUUGUUCUCAUUUCAUAUCACAAAGAACAUGAGCAUACAAAACAAAAAGAUAACAACGCCCAGUGUAUAUAAGAUUCUAUUCAUUUGGAACUCAGUCCUCCAUCAAUGUAAAGUGCACAAUGUGAAUAAGGUGAGACAAAUUUAUCCACACCAAACAAACAAACAAAAAAAAACAAACAAAAAAUACUAUGCCUAUUUGAAUUGACGGGUUCUUGCCAUUUUUAAGCAUUAUGAGUCAGACCUUUGCAUUGGUUUUAAAACACUUUUUUUUUGUUUCGCUUAUUAUCAUUUUGGCUUUGAUUUGAUAAUUCAAGUUUAUGUCACCAUUUUAAAUAAACAUUGGUUCAUAUAUGUUUGUUUAUAGAAUUUUACGGGAAUCAAGCAAGCUGUAUGUGAUUUGAAGCAUAUGUUUUAAUCAUUUCUCAUUUUUACUCUUAAAUUGACUAUAGUUAGAAGUAACUCUUUUCAUUUCGGUUAAGAUUCCGUCAAAGUUCACGUACAGAACAAGCUACAAAGUUAAAACAAUUAUCAGUUCAAAUGCAACCGAGCUGCCUUUCAGACAGUACAAGAAAACAAAGAAGAAAAUAGAAGAAAACAUAUUUUAAGCAUGGAAAUUUAAACAUGUCAUAGAUAUUAAACAUGCUCUUUGUCUGAUUUAGGUAAUGAAAUUUCCAUUAAUAUUUAAAAAAAAAAAAAGAAAACAGUAAACAAAACAUAGAAAUAUGCAACAGAAAUGACGAUAUACCUCAGGUUUUAGAAAGAGUAAAACAAAAUUUUAACACAAGAAACGCAUUUUUACAGUUAGUUGAAUGAGCAUUUUGAACUGGGCGGAAAAAAAAAACAAAAAAAAAAGCAACACAAUCAACACAUCACUUAUACUCACUUGAUUCAAGUCGGGACGUCGCCACGUUAAUGAAAAAGGAAUAGUUCAAUAAAACGGCAAUUACAUUGUACCAAAAUGCCCCGACGACAACAAACAAAAAACAAAUCUGCAUAGCUUCAAAAGCUCGGCUCAAGAGAAAAAAAAA
Molecule: messenger RNA, 6579 nt
Organism: Culex quinquefasciatus (southern house mosquito)
Lineage: Eukaryota; Metazoa; Arthropoda; Insecta; Diptera; Culicidae
Exons: 2
Coding region: 1667-2203 (178 amino acids)
Source: RefSeq, a predicted model, not a curated record